AUUUAAAACCUAAGACAGGUUUGUUUUUCUAGCGGGUUCAUCCUGAUAAAGUCUUUCUCCCGUUUUGCACAUGAAAGAGUCGUCUGCUCACGAGUUAGCCUGGAGGUGUACUGGUCUGAGGAGCCCCCCUCCGCCUGCGAGACCCUCUUUUGUAAGUCAACGGCUCUGUCCAGCUGCAGUCUGCCUGAGGGGGACUUUUGCUCACGGUUGAACGUUUUCACAGCCAGAAGAGAAAAUAUUAACGGGGCACGGUAAGAGGUAACGUUAAGGUCCAGCUGACUUAAAAAAGCUCUGGAGAAGUUACAGUCUUAAAAAAGGCUCUUGAAGGUGAAGGGUGUGGGUGGAUACCGCCGGCAGCACCUCUUUACGAUACUUCAUCACCACUGUUUAGUUUGAGCAAACAUUUACACACUCCUGCUUUCUCUUUCCCCCUCUCUCUCUCUCGCUCUGUGUACCAGUUAUUCAGCUUUCCCAGAUAAUAAUCUUUCAACCUUUCAAAAAUAAUCUCCCAGCAUUAUUCAUCCGUGGGGUGAUUUAUGGAUAUUUUAUGGAUAUUAUGGGUCACGCUCCAGAUCUCCCGUGUGUCCCCACAUGGCCGGCCUUCCUCCUGUGGCAUAUGAGUUGAAAUCGGGCCUACGACAAACACACCCUGAGAUCUCUGAGUCUCUCAGCUCAUCCUGACACAUUUGGACUAAAGUUGGCCUCUUUGUGUCGCCGUACAUCCGGACACCUCUCUCCCGUAGAUGAUUAUUUGCGAUGUCUGGGACAUGUUUCUUCGAUCACUUUCAUUUUCCUCAAGCACUCAAGCUGCUGUAUGCAAACAGCGUGCUAAUCCUCUAACAUUGUGGAGAGUCGGUCAAGAGUAAAAAACCUCUCAUGAUGAAAGUGUGACUGAGCUUGAGUUCCCUCCCCUCGUGGGUCUGAACUGUAAACGGCAUCACCUCAUUUGAGAUCAGAUUUAAUCCUCUGGUCUCAAGAAGUUCUGUCAUUUAUAGUCACAGAGUUUGAAGAUCUUCCCAGUUACAGCUAUUCUUUGGAAAACAAAAUUCAGGGUUUCCCCCCCACAGCUUCUCCAGGCUGUUAAGACUCGCUCAGGUGUUGUGUUGACUUAUGAGCUCUCCAUCUGAAUAACUGCCUCCAGUCAUUAUUCAGUAUGCACUCAGAGCAGCCUCCCUCGUUGGGGACACACCCUUACCUUCAGAAGUGAUAUGUCACGAAGGCACCGUGGCCCAAAUCAGUUUCGCUGCUCAGGGCCAGAAGUCAAACAGUGUUUUGCAGUCGGCGAGUGGACAAGAAGGGAGACCACAGCAGCACAUCCUCACCUGAGGGCCAAACCGGUCAAGAGUCUCCACAGCACCUUGACGUCAGAUCAAGGAGGGAGCAGUUCAGGAGAAGAGCCUCCGCGUUGGAAACACCAACAAGCAAACCUGAGCAUGGGGAGUCCGGCCUACGCUGCACACUCGCCUCUUUACAUCAGCCACCCCCAUCACAUCGACACCAGGGCGGCCUGGCUGGAUGAGGUGGAGGACGUCAAACCGCCCCGCAGCUUGUUUGGGCUGCCUGAGCUCAGCUGGCCGGGGGUCUACCUCCCCUGCUACGAGAGGUUAGCUACAGAGGAGAACCCCUGGGUGCUCAGGAUGAUAGGAACCCCGACUCCACCCGCUGCUCUUCCCUCCAGGACUCCAGAGCCGAGUCCACCCAAGCCCAGCCAAACCCAGGAUCCCCGGUCCGAGAUGGAGGGUCAGGUGGAGGAGCGCUGUCUGGAGCAGGUCCAGACGAUGGUGGUGGGAGAAGUGCUGAAGGACAUCGACACGGCUUGCAAACUGCUCAACAUUGUGUCAGACCCGUUAGACUGGAGCUGUGUGGACGUUCAGAAGUGGCUCCUCUGGACCGAGCACCUGUACAAGCUGCCGCAGGUCAGCACCAUGUUCCAGCAGCUGUCCGGCAGGGAUCUGUGCUCCAUGACAGAAGCAGACUUCAAACGCUCGUCGCAGUUUGGAGACGUGCUGUACGCCCACCUGGACAUCUGGAGAUCUGCUGCAGCAAUGAAGGAGCGCUGCCCACCAGAAGACAGCAAAUCUGCAGCCGAUGAUGACUCCUGGCCUGACGUGAUCUGUAAAUAUCCCAACCAGCCCAUCCACCUGUGGCAGUUCCUCCGAGAGCUGCUCCUGAAGCCCCACAGCUACAGCCGCUGCAUCCGCUGGGUCAACAAAGAGAAAGGCAUUUUCAAAAUAGAAGACUCGGCUCAUGUGGCCAGGCUGUGGGGCAUCAGGAAGAACCGCCCGGCGAUGAACUACGACAAACUGAGUCGCUCUAUACGCCAGUACUACAAGAAAGGCAUCAUUCGGAAGCCAGACGUGUCACGCAGACUCGUCUACCAGUUUGUCAACCCUGUAUGAGGAGGAGGAUCGGCCGAUUCGAAGAGGAACCAAAGAUAUGCUGGACAUACUGUAAAGUAGAGGAAGUGACGUGAACUCUGGAGCUCGUUUCUUGUUUUCUGAUGUUUAAUUUCCAUGUUAAGACUGCCUACCGACCUAUGCACUCCUGCCUAUCAUAGCAUCCCUCUACUUUAAAAUUCUCACUGCUGGAUUUUAUUUUAUUUGUCUAUUUGUUGUCUUUAGCACUCUUGUUCUAAAUGAAUGUUUUGGUGUGACGUCUAGUUUCUUAAAAGGGAAACAUCUUGAAGGAACAUCUCCUAACAAUGGAAAUAUUAAAAAAAAAAGAAAAAGAAAUAUACUUAUUUAUAUUAUUGCAGAGAGUUUGAAGAAAAAGAUUCACACCACUUUUAUAUUUUUACGACAAAUAUCUAGCUUGAGCUAACAGCUGACUAGCUUAGCUUUGCAUGAAGACAGGAGAGAGCUAGCAGGGCUCUUUCCAUUUUUUUUUGCACUAAGCUUAUAAGCUACAUAUUUAGUGUCAUGAUAUUUAAUAAUCUUUAUUUCCCCAGAUUUUAAACUAUUCCUUUUAAAUUCUGUUUUGAACAGCAAUACUUGGUUAUUCCCAUUCAAGUGUCAAAUAUUUUGAAGUUGCAGAGCAAUCCUAAAGUAAGCUAAUAUUUUAUUCAACCAGCCGCAAUGGUUCAUCCUUUUUACAUUUCUGUCUUUGGUUUGUGUUCAGGUUCUACA
Messenger RNA from Acanthopagrus latus (yellowfin seabream), 3125 nucleotides. RefSeq names its product SAM pointed domain-containing Ets transcription factor-like. Gene Ontology annotation, cellular component: nucleus. Bases 1209 to 2399 code for a protein of 396 amino acids. The transcript has 6 exons. The record is from RefSeq and is a predicted model, not a curated record. Lineage: Eukaryota; Metazoa; Chordata; Actinopteri; Spariformes; Sparidae. Gene Ontology annotation, biological process: cell differentiation; regulation of transcription by RNA polymerase II. Gene Ontology annotation, molecular function: sequence-specific DNA binding; DNA-binding transcription factor activity, RNA polymerase II-specific.